Molecule: messenger RNA, 693 nt
Organism: Quercus robur (English oak)
Lineage: Eukaryota; Viridiplantae; Streptophyta; Magnoliopsida; Fagales; Fagaceae
Product: nuclear transport factor 2B-like
Exons: 2
Coding region: 109-480 (123 amino acids)
Biological process (GO): nucleocytoplasmic transport
Cellular component (GO): nuclear pore central transport channel
Source: RefSeq, a predicted model, not a curated record
UUCCAAUUCUCAAAAGGUCACACACUUUUGCGAGACAGUAAGAGAGAGGAGAGAGAGAGCCGCAAAGCAAAGGUGAGAGAGAGAGUUGAGAGAGGAUCGAAAAAAAAAAUGAACCCAGACGAAGUGUCGAAGGCGUUUGUCGAGCACUACUACUCGACUUUCGAUUCGAAUCGAUCUGCUCUGUCGAACCUGUACCAGGAAGGUUCGAUGCUGACCUUCGAGGGGCAGAAGAUCCAGGGCUCACCCAACAUCGUAGCUAAGCUCACCUCCCUCCCCUUCCAGCAGUGCAAGCACCACAUCACCACCGUCGAUUGCCAGCCCUCUGGUCCAUCCGGUGGCAUGCUCGUCUUCGUCAGUGGAAAUCUUCAGAUUUCCGGCGAACAACAUGCCCUCAAGUUCAGUCAGAUGUUCCAUCUGAUUCCAACACCGCAGGGGAGCUUUUACGUAUUGAAUGACAUAUUCCGCUUGAAUUAUGCAUAAGGACUGUUAAGACAUCAGAAACUCAACAGGAGGAGUUUUUUUUUGGUUUUUAUUGAACAUCAAAAAACAAAACCAAGUUGUGUAGUGUUGUUUAGAUUUUAUGCUUUUGGAAUGGGUAAGGCAAACUUUAUCUAUGGUUGGCAGCUUUGCUUGUUUUCUAUGUUUGAUCAUCUGAAAGAAUACUAAUUUGAUUGCAUGCAUUGUUUUCAAGUA